Messenger RNA from Dama dama (fallow deer), 777 nucleotides. It is a transcript of the gene CABP7, whose product is annotated as calcium binding protein 7. Gene Ontology annotation, molecular function: calcium ion binding. The coding region runs from base 1 to 777 and encodes 258 amino acids. The transcript is spliced from 6 exons. The record is from RefSeq and is a predicted model, not a curated record. Lineage: Eukaryota; Metazoa; Chordata; Mammalia; Artiodactyla; Cervidae.
AUGGGAGGACGGGCUCCGUGGUGCCGGCCACACGGGGUCGUUGUGAGCACGCCUGGAGAGGCUGUGGGAGCCCGGCACGCGGAGCCCAAGACCCCGGGGCGGUCUCAUCACUGCCGCCGCCCCGGCUCCACUGCUGUGAGCUUGGCCUGCCCCGAGCUCCAGGGAGGCAGCGCUGUAGUGGACUCUUGGGCCACCCACCGACUGUCUCUGACCAGACCUGCAGGGUCUCCAGAGGGUGAGAUCCGAGAGGCCUUCAAAGUCUUCGACCGCGAUGGCAAUGGUUUCAUCUCCAAGCAGGAGCUGGGCACGGCCAUGCGCUCCCUGGGCUACAUGCCCAACGAGGUGGAGCUGGAGGUCAUCAUCCAGAGGCUGGACAUGGACGGUGACGGCCAGGUGGACUUUGAGGAGUUUGUGACCCUCCUGGGACCCAAGCUUUCCACCUCGGGGAUCCCGGAGAAGUUCCACGGCACUGACUUUGACACCGUCUUCUGGAAGUGCGACAUGCAGAAGCUGACCGUGGACGAGCUGAAGCGACUGCUCUAUGACACCUUCUGUGAGCACCUGUCCAUGAAGGACAUCGAGAACAUCAUCAUGACGGAGGAGGAGAGCCACCUGGGCACGGCGGAGGAGUGCCCCGUGGACGUGGAGACCUGCUCCAACCAGCAGAUCCGCCAGACGUGCGUGCGGAAGAGCCUCAUCUGCGCCUUCGCCAUCGCCUUCAUCAUCAGCGUCAUGCUCAUAGCGGCCAACCAGGUGCUGCGCAGCGGCAUGAAAUAG